Hyla sarda is the source of this 3005-nucleotide messenger RNA. It is a transcript of the gene NIPA2, whose product is annotated as NIPA magnesium transporter 2. The record is from RefSeq and is a predicted model, not a curated record. The transcript is spliced from 6 exons. Gene Ontology annotation, cellular component: membrane. Gene Ontology annotation, biological process: magnesium ion transport. Gene Ontology annotation, molecular function: magnesium ion transmembrane transporter activity. Bases 333 to 1421 code for a protein of 362 amino acids. NCBI's taxonomy places the organism in Eukaryota, Metazoa, Chordata, Amphibia, Anura, Hylidae.
ACUGCCUUGUCUCAAGUGAUCGCGUUUUGAUAAAGUUAGUUGAAGAGUCGGUCACAUGUCCUGUCCCAGGUCCUCGCUAGCUGUGUGCGGUGGCGGAAGCAGGAAGCUGGCGGAGCCGGAGUGACGUCAGGCCCGGACCUGGGAACAGCCUGCUGUGGACCCAUGGAGAUAGCGGCUCCGCUAGGCGGAAGGAGAGUAAGGGACGGACGAGGAGCGGGAGACAGAUAUAACAGAAGAUUCCUGACCAGAAGUUAAUGUGUGGAGAUAUAUAUAUAUAUGUAUCUGAGCUGGUAGCACAGACACCGAUGUUGGAAAACUAAUAUAUCUUCAGGAUGGGUCAAGACAAAGGAAAAUAUGACUUUUAUAUUGGGCUUAGUCUCGCGAUUAGCUCAAGUAUAUUUAUCGGUGGCAGCUUCAUACUGAAGAAGAAAGGGCUGCUGAGACUGGCGAGAAAAGGCUCUAUGAGAGCAGGUCAAGGUGGUCAUGCGUAUCUAAAAGAAUGGCUGUGGUGGGCGGGGCUUCUCUCAAUGGGAGCAGGCGAAGUUGCAAAUUUUGCUGCAUAUGCCUUUGCACCAGCAACACUUGUGACCCCUUUAGGAGCUUUAAGUGUAUUAGUCAGUGCCAUCCUGUCUUCAUAUUUUCUAAGUGAGAAACUAAACCUUCAUGGAAAAAUUGGAUGUGUGCUAAGUAUAUUGGGAUCAACAGUAAUGGUCAUCCAUGCCCCUCAAGAAGAGGAGAUAGAAAAUUUAAAUGAGAUGUCCAUCAAGUUAGCUGAUCCAGGUUUUUUGCUUUUUGCUACAGGAGUGAUCAUUGUCUCACUUAUCCUCAUCUUUGUGGUUGGACCAAGUCAUGGCCAGUCAAAUAUUUUGGUCUAUAUCUCUAUAUGUUCAGUCAUUGGAGCCUUGUCUGUCUCAUGUGUUAAAGGACUGGGAAUUGCUAUCAAGGGACUAUUUGCUGGAGAACCUGUUCUGCGGAAUCCCUUGUCCUGGAUCCUAUUGAUCAGCCUUAUAGUGUGUGUUAGCACUCAGAUUAACUACUUAAACAAAGCUCUGGACAUCUUUAACACCUCUUUGGUGACACCUAUUUACUAUGUAUUCUUCACCACCUCGGUGCUUACUUGCUCUGCUAUUCUAUUCAAGGAGUGGCAACACAUGUCUACCACUGACAUGAUUGGCACCUUCAGUGGUUUUAUGACAAUAAUCAUUGGAAUCUUUUUACUGCAUGCCUUUAAAGACGUGUCCCUUACCCUCUCCAAUCUGCCAGUUUCUCUCCGAAAAGAAGAGCGUCUCCUAAAUGGGAACCUUUCCAACAACAUUUAUGAGCGUUUGAAUGGGGACGAGGAGAGCCACCUUUGUGACACUGACAUGCAGAUAAAUGACAACACAGCUUCUCGGCGCAAUGGAAGUCUAACGCCAUUUUAAAGUAUGAAAAUAUCUUCACUGCCAGCAAAACCACACAUGAUCGUAAACUGUUCUGAUGGGUUACUGGGUGAAUAUGGAAUAUUUAAAUUGCCUUUGACAUUUUGCUCAGUGACUUUAAGUAAUGCAUUGCCUUCUGGGUAUCUGUAGCGCUAUUCUGCCGCUGCUCGUGUUCUGGACCAAUAGGCUAGGGAGCAGUGUGCAGAGCGGGUAUAAAUAAAAUAUCCUGGACAGUUUCUAAACCAAAAUAUUUUCCUAUACUGCAGCUGUGCCACUGAAAGUAUUUAAAGGGGUUUUCACUAUUGCAUGUGGGUGAAUAAAUCUGUGGGUAUCCAUUCGCCAUUUUUAAACAAUGGUAUAGGGCAGCAGUAUGUGGUGGUGUGAACAUAGGUGGACAGGAUUUACCCAGGGAAGACCCAAAGGGUUGCUUUAAGUUCACACCCCAAAAUAGCAAGUGUUCUUUAAAAUAUUUCAUGGUGAAAAUCUGUUCUGCAUACAAGAAAUUCUUGUUCUGUAGUAGACUUUACCACCCUGAAUGUCUCCAGCUCUUGUUGACCGAUGGGUGGUGAACCAUGCUGUGAACUGGAUAUCCCACAAAGGCUACUACAAGUUCUUAGUAUACAUGGAGACACAGCAUGUUAAUGACCACAAUGGAAAUCUGCUUUAAGGUGAACCAUCAUGAAAUAAGGCAGAAUUGCACUUUUAUGUGUCAUGGCAUAUUAUAGACCAGUAUUCGUCUGAUGGCCUAGGACCAGAAGGUAAGAAGGCCGUACCGGCUCUCUUUCUGAAAUGACGGUACUCUUUUGUGAUUCUUUCAUUCUCAGAGCUGGUAUGAACCUGGGAGUGAACUGUGAAUGAAUAUAUUCUCACUUGAAUCAUUUUGCUGAUCUCAAUAAGUUUGCAUUUCACUAGCAAUUUUUUCCUUUUUUUUAACCCCACCGAUCCAGCUGUGUAGACAAUCAUUUUUUUAAGUUGAUAUUGUGUGGACCAAUUUGUGUGCAGUUAAUUUUGCCUUAGGCACCAUUUAUAUUAUUUUUCAAGCUACGUCGCUGGUAUACCAGCAAAAAUAUAUUUUGACUAAUGUAUCUAUUGACAUAGGCCACACCUAGUUUACUAGUGACUACAUUUGGCCUGUUCCCCAGGAGGAAAAAAAAAAAUACUUUUUUUUUGUUCACAAAGUAGUGUCCCAGGAUAAAAUCUAGUGUACAUUAAUAAAACAGACCACACAUAGUCACUAGUAUAGUGGUCAAUUAAAGGAGCACCAAGGUGUACACCAGGAUACCUAACCUAUGCCUGCAACAUAGCCUGAGAAUGUGAUGUGGAUGGAGCCUUACACACUCAUUUUCAUUUGUUCUUAAUUUGAGCAUGGGAACUGUACAACAUUUUUAAGUUUUGUUCUAAAAUAUGUUGCACUGAAAUUUUAACUGUAUAUAAACAUAUGGGUAAUUUUUGGCUCUGGAUGCAUAAUGCUCUAGAUUUUCAUCCUCUGUAUGUUAGAUUUGCUGCAUUUGUAUAAAAGGGGAGUGGGUAAGUACUGUUAAAUUGUAAAACCAUAACUUAUUUUGAAAUAAAACGUUUCAGAAUGUA